Messenger RNA from Rangifer tarandus platyrhynchus (Svalbard reindeer), 1404 nucleotides. The record is from the annotation of a GenBank genome assembly. Lineage: Eukaryota; Metazoa; Chordata; Mammalia; Artiodactyla; Cervidae.
AUGGUGGACACAGAGAGCCCCAUCGGUCCCCUCUCCCCACUAGAGGCUGAUGAUCUGGAAAGCCCGCUCUCGGCAGACUUCCUACAAGAGAUGGGAACCAUUCAAGAGAUUUCUCAGUCUAUCGGGGAGGACAGUUCCGGAAGCUUCAGUUUUACAGAAUACCAGUACUUAGGAAGUGGUCCAGGAUCAGAUGGCUCUGUUAUUACAGACACCCUGUCCCCAGCCUCGAGCCCCUCGUCCGUCUCCUACCCCACAGUCCCUGGCAGCACUGAGGAGUCAACCAGUAUCGCCCUGAACAUCGAGUGUAGGAUCUGUGGGGACAAAGCCUCUGGCUACCACUACGGCGUCCACGCGUGUGAGGGCUGCAAGGGUUUCUUUAGGCGAACGAUUCGGCUGAAGCUGGUGUAUGACAAAUGUGACCGUAGUUGCAAGAUUCAGAAGAAGAAUCGGAAUAAGUGCCAAUACUGUCGUUUCCACAAGUGCCUUUCGGUUGGGAUGUCCCAUAAUGCGAUUCGUUUUGGACGAAUGCCAAGAUCUGAAAAAGCAAAAUUGAAAGCAGAAAUCCUCACGUGUGAACAUGACCUAGAAGAUUCCGAAACUGCAGAUCUCAAGUCUCUGGCCAAGAGGAUCUAUGAGGCCUACUUGAAGAACUUCAACAUGAACAAGGUCAAGGCUCGGGUCAUCCUCGCCGGGAAGACCAACAACAAUCCGCCUUUCGUCAUCCACGACAUGGAGACGCUGUGCAUGGCCGAGAAGACCCUGGUGGCCAAGCUGGUGGCCAACGGCAUCCAGAACAAGGAGGCGGAAGUGCGCAUCUUCCACUGCUGCCAGUGCACGUCCGUGGAGACCGUCACGGAGCUCACGGAGUUCGCCAAGUCCAUCCCGGGGUUUGCGAGCUUGGACUUGAAUGACCAGGUCACUCUGCUGAAGUAUGGCGUUUACGAAGCCAUAUUUGCGAUGCUGUCUUCUGUGAUGAAUAAAGACGGGAUGUUGGUAGCCUAUGGGAAUGGCUUCAUAACCCGUGAAUUCCUUAAAAGCCUAAGAAAACCCUUCUGUGAUAUCAUGGAGCCCAAGUUCGACUUUGCGAUGAAGUUCAACGCACUGGAGCUGGACGACAGUGAUAUCGCCCUCUUUGUGGCUGCUAUCAUUUGCUGUGGAGAUCGGCCCGGCCUCCUAAACGUAGGACACAUUGAAAAAAUGCAGGAGGGCAUUGUGCACGUGCUCAAACUCCACCUACAGAACAACCAUCCUGACGACGUCUUCCUCUUCCCAAAACUCCUGCAAAAGAUGGCAGACCUGCGGCAGCUGGUCACGGAGCACGCGCAGCUGGUGCAGGUGAUCAAGACGGAGUCGGACGCCGCCCUGCACCCGCUGCUGCAGGAGAUCUACAGGGACAUGUACUGA